This is a messenger RNA of Staurois parvus, 330 nucleotides long. NCBI's taxonomy places the organism in Eukaryota, Metazoa, Chordata, Amphibia, Anura, Ranidae. The record is from the annotation of a GenBank genome assembly.
GCCCACCUGUGCCCAGCAGAUCACCCACCUGUGCCCAGCAGUGCACCCACCUGUGCCCAGCAGUGCACCCACCUGUGCCACCUACCUGUGCACAGCAGUGCCACCCACCUGUGCCCACCGACCUGUGCCCACCAGUGCCACCCACCUGUGCCCUCCCACCAGUGCUGCCCGCCAGUGCCACCCACCAGUGCAGCCCAGCAGUGCUGCCAGUCAGUGCCACCAGUCAGUGCCCAGGGGUUGUGCCAGUCAGUGCCCAGGGGUUGUGCCAGUCAGUGCCGCCAGUCAGUGCCCAGCAGUGAUGCCAGUCAGUGCCGUCUAUCAGUACCCAUC